ACGUGCAGAAAACGCUGUCGUCGCCGCACCGGAACACAGACAAGACCCAUGUGUGUGUAGGGGUGUGUAGGGGUGUGUGUGUGUAUGUGUGUUUCCCCCCUGACUCCUUUCUGAAGUGCAAGGGAGCUCAGAGAACUGCGACCUUUCUGUCCUCCUCACACACACACACACACACACACACACACACACACUCCUAUUAAUAUAACGAUUUCUUGUAUCGCUCCUGGGGAAAUAGACGCGACGUGAACGCGCACCGCGGUUUCGCUUUUUUUAUCCGUAACGUCCAACGGGGAGCGCGCACGUGCACCCCCCCCUCCCUUCUUCGCGCGCACACGCGCGCUCGCACACGCAACCGACCGUCAGAUCGCAUCCGUAAUUCGCGCGAGUGCGGCUUUUCGACACGCAGCGUCGGAUCGAAAGAAGAAAGGGAUCUAAAAGAAGAGGAGCAAUAAGAAGAAGAACAAGAACAGGGGACAUCCAUGCCCUCAGAUUUCCAGCACGACAGUAUCAGGAUGCCGAAUAUAGGAUUUCAGAACCUCCCCCUCAACAUCUACAUCGUGGUGUUCGGAACCGCCAUCUUCGUGUUCAUUCUCAGCCUCCUGUUCUGCUGCUAUCUGAUAAGGUUACGGCACCAGGCCCACAAGGAGCUGUAUGCGUAUAAACAGGUUAUUCAGAAGGAAAAAGUCAAAGAGCUGAACCUACAUGAGAUCUGCGCCGUGUGCUUGGAGGAGUUCAAGCAGAAGGACGAGCUGGGGAUCUGUCCGUGCAAGCAUGCCUUCCACAGGAAGUGCCUCAUCAAGUGGUUGGAGGUGAGGAAGGUGUGUCCCUUGUGCAACAUGGCUGUCUUACAGCUGGCACAGCAGCAGGGCACGACUGAGACGACGGUCCUCACGCAGCAGCCCUUGCCCGGGGUGGAGAACCUGGUGUAGCCCGUCCUCCUCAUUUCCUUUUUGUCCUCCUACCUCUACCCCUCGAAAGCUCUACUGUACAGGUACACGAUGACAUCAACAAAAAGCGGUAGCGUCCUCUAGAAGAUUGACCACCAUGCCCUGAUCAUGCCUGGCAAGUCCCAACCAAGAUCAACGUUUUAUUAUUCCUUUAAAGGGGACAGCGAAGAUUUGGACUAUUCUACACCAAAGCACUUUUCUGCGGACACCAGCGCAAGAGGCGAACACUAACUAUUUAUAACGCAAGAGGAAAAGAAAAAUUGUUCACCACAACAAGCAAAAAAUUAUACUUUUUUUUAAACAAGCACUUUACUCAAGACUAAAUAUUUCUGGUUGUGCAGACGGUAGCAGGUUUUGUAUUAUUUUUCCAUUGUAUUAUUAAUAUCUAGUUUUCAUUUUUAGUGAUGUACACAGAGCUCCCGAUUUGCGUGAAACCAAUACAAUGUGAUCAAGAAGUGCUUUUGAACAGCGCAGAGUUCCACUCGUCACCGAUGAAGACGGAAACGACGUUCGGAGAUGACCCGGAAAAGCUCUGGUUUAUCGUAGGAAGGAAUCCUACGUGGAUAGAAGUAGCUCUUCUGGGCUGAUCCGAGACCAGUUUUGUGGUCAUAUUCCAGCUUAAGGUUUUGUUUCAGUGCAGAAAAAGGGUAUCCAAUCGGCUCGACAAAUGUGAAUAAAAAACAAAUGGGGUGACGUUAUGAUUUGGUAGGUUCCGCUGCUAUUACUCAGUCCAAGAGCACGUCCAGACAAAACGAAUGGAAAGAAGUUUUUUUUUUUUUACAAGAGCAUUUUGAGAUUUCAUUGUCAGAAUCCCCUCUGCACUACAAUUCGAAUUCGAGGCGAACGGUAUUUUAGGGAUACACUAACUCGUACUAGUAACGCUUAACUUGUAAACUUAACUUGUUUGCGAAAAGGACACGUUAGCAUGCUAACACACACUUAGCGAGCACUUAGGCUGUUUGUCAAUAUUUUUUUUCUUCUCAAAAUUGUUAAUCCCAAACCGAUUUGAGUCAAGUUAGCGGGACAUUACUGACAGGAGUGCUUUAGCAUCUAUAGAAUCAAAUAGCUUGCAGAACUUGAUUAGCCCUGGGGAUCUUUUCUGUGAUCAGUCAGGCACAUAGAACCAGACAUGCCCCCCCCCAUAACAAACACUAGUCCAGGUUAAUGGAUAGUCCCCACUGUAGUUCCAGAGCAUCCACUCAGCAUUUAAAAGUUAAUAAAAAAGCAAAAUAAAAAAAGGUAGCUUGGUGGGGGGGGGUACAGCACUUUGUAUCUAAUACACAAAAAGGUGUAAAUGCAUUAAGUGCAUUUGGCUGCUGCUCCCCAGUCAGCAGGUUGCAUUGAAACUGCGUUCUGCUUCUGGUGCUUUCCCCACGGCUGCAUUAUCAGCGCUGUAAAGUGCUGCGUAGAGCCUUUUCACUGGAGGUCAUCGGCUUUAAAUAGAGCUCGUGGGUUACAUUUUCAUGAAAGCCCAAGGCGUUCUUUGUCGCAGCGGUGAAAGCUGUAAAAGCGUCGCUCGUUUUAGUGUCGAAUUCCAAACUCGCGUCCUAGCCUUUUGAGGGGGAAAAUAAAAACAAAACAAAAAGCAUUGAUGUUUUAGUUCCCAGUCCUGGUUGAAGGAUGGUUGAACGUCCUUUGAGUGUGUACACACUAUAUUGACAAAAGUUGGCAUGCGAUUGGGAUGUGCUUUUUGAACCUCCCAUUCCACAUUUAGUCCCCAUUUUGCCCUUAUAAUAACCCCCACUCUUCUGGGACGACGUUCCAACAGACUUCUAUAGCAGGAGAUCUUCUCCAUCUUCCAAACCAUGGAAAGCAUAUCUUCAUUGGACUUCAGGAACUCCUACUCAAAGAAGGAAGAAUUUCAUGGCACCGCAUCCCAAGAUGUCUUGUACAAUUUUGUGCCUCAGAGUUCCUGGCCACGGUUUGGGGAAGAACCACAUAUGACUGGAAAAAACUCUUUUGCACUUAUAGUGCACCUCAAGGGAAGCGGUAUCGGUGUCUCGCGCCUGCGAUAUCAUUUACGUAAAUUGACAUCGUCGUGUCUGGGAGGAAUGUUGUCAAUUCAAAUCUCGUUGUCUGUUAGAGCUCUGACACACCAAGCCGAAUUGAGAAGCCGUCGCCAAGUGUCUAGCUGACUCGUUGUGCUAGCCGACUUGUUUCGACGAUCUCUUUUAACCAACAAUUUCAGCCAAUCAUAGCCCUGGAUUUAGCCCUGGGGAGCACUCUACAGAAAGACAACUUCAAAAUUUAACACUUUCUAGUGUUUAAUGUGAAACGACGUCACGCUCACGUAGAACCUACAGUAUGUUCGUAAUUUGAUGAGGCUCACGUGCUCAUAUCAGCUAGCACAGGAAUAUUGGAUAUUGAGUAUUUUAAGUUGCAUGCUACUGCCCCCUGCUGCCUGCAUGCUGUUUGCCGUUGUUUCGUCACUGAACAGACAUGCGACCGUGGAGGAUGAUUAUUUAGUGCCGCUUCUUUGGGUUGAUUAAUUCGUAUUAAUCAUAAGUCAUACUUUCAUAUAAUAUAGCAAUAUCACAAACAGAUUUUUUGGCACAACUGCCCCCUGCUGGUGUGGACACCUAAAUUGUACGCGCAUAGAAGGCAGGAUAUUAGCGUGUCUAGCCUGUCAAAGCAAUCAUUGUCUAUUAUCAAGAACACUGAUUGCACACUACCGCCCCCUGCUGGUGUGUAGAUUUGUUUGAUCGAAAAUGUACACGGUAGUCUCUACAACUAGUGCAACUUUAUAUACAUUUAUUAGAACCAUGCUUUCUGAUUUGGAGAGGUUCCCAUAUAUGUAGAUGCAGAAAGUUUGGUGGUAUUUAAGUACAUUGAGGAAAGUCUUCUACUUCUCAAAUCCCACCACCUUCAAAUCCCACUCUCUUACAACCUUUCUUUCAGGAGGUGGUAGCUUGUAAAUUUUAUAAGUUCAAAUCCCAGCCCCACCAUGCUGCCACUGCUGGAUUCCAUAAAUGUAAAUGUAUCUUGGUUUACUCUUUGUGUUUGAUCAUAGCUUGGUGUGUCACAGAUGAUUUGAAGAUGCAAAUCUUACCAAUAUUUAAGGUUUUAAAUGCCAAAGUGACGCUUGACCUCGGCCUCGUCCUCCCUCUGAGGACUUCAGUAAGAUCUAGAGAGGAUUUGCAUCUAAAUGAAGCAGUUUUACCAGAUUGUAGGCUCUUGCCUCGAUACUGCUCUUUUCUCCCGUCCAAUCUUAAGCCUCACGGUUUGUGGUGUACAUUUUUCCAGUGCGUUCUUUAGCGACCCACGUCGCCAUGCCGCCGUGUUUGACCUCCUAACCCUGCGCUCACACACCCUGCCCCUGCACCCUAACCCUGCGCUCCCUCCUGUGUUUAACACUGAAAAUGUUUGUGACGCUCACAGACAUGGAUGUAAAACUAAGAAUUCUGCAGCAGAAUAUUUUUUUUUUUGAGACAUUCUUGCUUGUACAGUAUUUGUAAGCUCUAUUUUUGUAUAUUUAAUUGACAUUUUGGACAAAAUAAAAAAAAAACAACAAAAAAAAAAACAAGGAAGAUGUUUGUCUUGCAAAUGUUCUUUUAUUCAAUAAAACAAUUGUUGCAUGUGUUUGACUUGAACUGUAAAUAAAACUUACCACAUUUUGGAGAUAUUGAAAGCAAAAA
Messenger RNA from Silurus meridionalis, 4582 nucleotides. It is a transcript of the gene rnf24, whose product is annotated as ring finger protein 24. Gene Ontology annotation, molecular function: ubiquitin protein ligase activity; zinc ion binding. The coding region runs from base 480 to 929 and encodes 149 amino acids. NCBI's taxonomy places the organism in Eukaryota, Metazoa, Chordata, Actinopteri, Siluriformes, Siluridae. The record is from RefSeq and is a predicted model, not a curated record. Gene Ontology annotation, biological process: protein ubiquitination. The transcript has 6 exons. Gene Ontology annotation, cellular component: endomembrane system.